Bursaphelenchus xylophilus (pine wood nematode) is the source of this 1731-nucleotide messenger RNA. NCBI's taxonomy places the organism in Eukaryota, Metazoa, Nematoda, Chromadorea, Rhabditida, Aphelenchoididae. The record is from the annotation of a GenBank genome assembly.
AUGAAGCAGAAGCUAUCGGAAGAUGAUUUACAUAAGGUCCUCAAAGGAAUUGCUGACUUCCUUUACAAUAUUGAAGAUGUACAACGGUAAGUUGAGGUGUUUUUGAUAGUUUUUGCUGCGUUUUAGGUCGUUAACUCUAUAUUCCUCUUAAUCACAACAGAUUAUAUUUAAAUUUCCCCUUUUCCGAUAUUGUACUAGCCCAAUUUUCAGAUUCCUUCAAAAGAGUUUUGAUGCAAUGUUAGAACAGAAGACUGGGGCCUCGAUAACAUUGCUUGGACCUCCGGGAUCGGGGAAACGUUCGGUUGUGCGACGAUUUGCCCAUGCGCAGAAGGGGGAGAUCAAUUUGAUUGAGCACAACGCCAAUCUGGACGACAUGAUCUCAGCAAAAGAGCGAUUACGACAGCUGGAAGAGCUUUUGGACCAGGAUUCGAAGGUGUGCUAUGUCAUCUACAAUUUCGAGAAGUUUAAAGGCACUUUUGGCAACAAUGUGCUCUAUACGUUGGCACAACGGGUCCGAUCUUCACCUUUGCUAUUGAUAUUGGUGGGAGAAAGUCAAGUAAGUCUUUGAUUUUUGUGUUUCUGUUUUUAGGAUCACUUCAGAAGAUAAAAUACGGCACUGUGAAUGUUUUCAGAAAGGUUUAUCGGUGUUUGAAAAACGGAUUGCCUCGAGGUUAUCGUCAAACUCUUUACGGAUGAUACCCAACAAAACGCCGGAAAAAUGCUGGGAAUUCUUCACGGAGAUGCUGAAUUUUGCCACUACGGACCUGUCCAAGACUACAAGGAAGCUUUUUAAAGUAGGAAUUCUUCAAAGCUUUUGAGUUUUACCUCAGAAAACAUGAUUUAUAUUAACCAUGACACCUUAUAGUUGCCGACUGAAAUUCCGAUCAAUUUCUACAGAAUAUGUAGGCUAAAUCCGAUCUAUGGGGCGUUAAAACUCUUGGCAAAGGACCUGGUUGAUACUUAUUACGACUCAGAGGGAGCUUUGGAGAUCUCUGAUAUUAUACUUGACCUGAUCAAGGAAAGAUUGAGUGUUGACCCAUACAAAGAGCUGGCUGAUCGUAAGUUGAUAUAAAAAUGUCUUUAUUGAACUUUUUGUGAUAUUUAGAACUUAAAAUCGCCAGGUUUUGAUGUCCAAUAAUAUAGUUAUGACCAUUUUUUCAGAAAUUACUGAUCGCCAAUACGGAUUGUUGAUGGCCGCCGCGAUCAAAACCGAACGAGUCCAUCUGUAUUUCCCAAGUCGAUAUCUGUUUAGUGAGUACAAACGAUUCAUAAAUCAGAAGGGAAUCCCGGAACGGUCGAUAUUAUACUUGACCGAAAAGAAUUUUGAUUCCGACCUGAGGGAAUUGAUUGGUAUGAAGUUUUUCGGUGCGAAAUAUCAAGGAAAUCGGAUUAUGUAUGUUCUGUUUGGAAUAUAUUUGAGAUUUUUUUUAUUUUUUUAGUAACGUUAUAUUACUUUAGGUAAAAGCUACCUUAUUUUAGAUAAAAUUAAAUCAAAAAAGGCCAAGUUAAGACUAAGACUGAAAUUUGCAGACAAUUUUUCAUCUUUUGAUGACAAAAUAAUACUUAUUUUUAUAAAUUUGCAACAUUAAUUUACCUUAUUUUAGCAUGAUUUGCUGGAAUCUGAACCCCCUCCCGUUGUUUGAGCCUCAUAUUAAGGACAAGUUCCUCUCAAAGUUUAGCAAUUACAUUGAAGAACGGGCCGACCCCAAUUUCAAGAAUCUCAGAAUGUAA